Molecule: messenger RNA, 2058 nt
Organism: Antrostomus carolinensis (chuck-will's-widow)
Lineage: Eukaryota; Metazoa; Chordata; Aves; Caprimulgiformes; Caprimulgidae
Product: sarcoplasmic/endoplasmic reticulum calcium ATPase 3-like
Cellular component (GO): membrane
Molecular function (GO): transporter activity; ATP binding; ATP hydrolysis activity
Source: RefSeq, a predicted model, not a curated record
AUGUUCAUCAUGGAGAAGGUGGAGGGUGCCCAGUGCAGCCUGCAUGAGUUCAGCAUCACCGGCUCCACCUAUGCCCCUGAGGGACAGAUCCUGAAGGACGAGCAGCCGGUGCAGUGCGGGCAGUACGACGGGCUGGUGGAGCUGGCCACCAUCUGCGCCCUCUGCAACGACUCCUCGCUGGACUACAAUGAGUCCAAAAAAGUCUAUGAGAAGGUGGGAGAGGCCACUGAAACAGCCCUGACGUGCCUGGUGGAGAAGAUGAACGUCUUCAAUACGGACACCAGCAAACUCUCCAAGGUGGAGCGAGCCAACGCCUGCAAUUCGGUGAUCAAGCAGCUGAUGAGGAAGGAGUGCACCUUGGAGUUCUCUCGUGACCGCAAGUCCAUGUCGGUGUACUGCACACCCACCAGCCCUGGUCACAACUCUGCUGGCAGCAAGAUGUUCGUCAAGGGUGCCCCAGAAAGUGUGAUCGAGCGCUGCACCCACGUCCGUGUGGGCACUGCCAAGGUCCCACUGAUGGCCCCGGUGAGGGAGAAGAUCUUGGGCAGGAUCCGGGACUGGGGCAUGGGCAUCGACACGCUGCGCUGCCUGGCCCUGGCCACUCACGACGCGCCUGUCCGCAGGGAGACCAUGCAGCUGCAUGAGUCCGCUGCCUUCAUCCACUAUGAGAACAACCUGACCUUUGUGGGCUGCGUGGGGAUGCUGGACCCUCCACGCAAGGAGGUCACCUCCUCCAUCGAGAUGUGCCGCAAGGCCGGCAUCCGUGUCUCAUGAUAGGCCGGCAUCCGGGGCAUCAUGAUCCCCGGUGACAACAAGGGCACAGCGGUGGCCAUCUGCCGCAGGAUUGGCAUCUUCUCGGAGAGUGAGGAUGUGGCCGGCAAAGCCUACACGGGCCGGGAGUUCGAUGAGCUGUCCCCCGAGGCGCAGCGGCAGGGGGGCCGUGAUGCCCGAUGCUUCGCCCGCGUGGAGCCAGCACACAAAUCCCGCAUCAUCGAGUACCUCCAGUCCUUCCAUGAGAUCACCGCCAUGACAGGCGACGGUGUCAACGAUGCCCCGGCCUUGAAGAAAGCUGCGAUUGGCAUCGCCAUGGGGUCGGGCACAGCUGUCGCCAAGUCGGCCGCCGAGAUGGUGCUCUCUGAUGACAACUUCUCCACCAUCGUGUCAGCUGUUGAGGAGGGCAGGGCCAUUUACAACAACAUGAAGCAGUUCAUUCGCUAUCUCAUCUCCUCCAACGUUGGGGAGGUGGUUUGCAUCUUCCUGACGGCCAUCCUGGGCUUGCCCGAGGCCCUCAUCCCCGUGCAGCUGCUGUGGGUGAACCUGGUGACGGACGGGCUACCAGCCACCGCGCUGGGCUUCAACCCUCCUGACCUGGACAUCAUGGACAAGCUGCCCCGCAACCCCAAGGAGCCCCUCAUCAGCGGCUGGCUCUUCUUCCGCUACCUGGCCAUCGGAGUGUAUGUGGGCCUGGCCACGGUGGGUGCAGCAACCUGGUGGUUCUUGUACGAUGCCGAGGGGCCGCAGGUCUCCUUCCAUCAGCUGAGGAACUUCAUGAGGUGCACCGAGGACAACCCCAUCUUCGAAGGAAUAGACUGUGAGAUCUUCGAGUCUCGAUACCCAACCACGAUGGCUCUGUCCGUGCUGGUGACAAUCGAAAUGUGCAAUGCUCUGAACAGUGUCUCUGAGAACCAGUCGCUGCUACGGAUGCCACCAUGGCUCAACAUCUGGCUGCUGGGGGCCAUCGUCAUGUCCAUGGCUCUGCACUUCCUCAUCCUCUACGUCAAGCCUAUGCCUCUCAUCUUCCAGGUAACCCCCCUGAGCUGGCCACAGUGGGUGGUUGUAAUGAAAAUCUCCCUGCCUGUUAUCCUGCUGGAUGAAGGACUCAAGUACCUUUCCCGCAACCAUCUGGAUGGCAUUCUCAGGACGGUAAGACACACGUGGAGCGGGGAGCACCAGUUGAAAACCUGCAGGACUCCAAAGCAAGGGCGAAGAGGACAAGAAAUGAACGACACAAAGGAAACGCUCCUACCUAAAGGAUCCCUAACUUGUAACUCGGACUGA